AUGGCGCUGAAGCUCAACGAGGCGUACGACACGCUCAUGGACAACAUGCGCCGCGCGUCGUACAAAAAGGAGUGGCGCGACGCGGCCGUGGCGGAGUACGUGGGGUUCACGGGGCAGCCGCGCAGCGCGUGGGCGGCGCCGGAGGGGCAGCAGCAGGCGAUCUUCGUCGACGAGGCGGCUUGCAUCGGUGGUGCGUUGAUUUGCUUCCUCAUCACCGCUCUUCCCACUCCCACCCCCGCGCCCUCCCAUCCCCUACUCUCGCUAGGCUGCCGCGAGUGCGUGUUCGCCGCCAGUCGCACGUUCCACUUCGACGCCGAGGCGGCUGUGGCGCGCGUGCACACACAGUGGGGCGACACGCUGCCCGCCGUCCAAUCAGCCAUCGACAGCUGCCCCGUCAGCUGCAUCCACACGGUGACACGUGGCGACCUGCCCAUCCUCGAGUUCCUCGUGCAGGUCUCAUCUGAACCCACCCAACCCAAAUCCUCCCCUCCUCUACUCCCUUUUCACUCCCUUUCGUACACAUUUGACUCGUGCAGGUCUCAUCUGAACCCACUCAACCCAAGUUCUCCUCUACUCCCUUUUCACUCCCGUUUCACUCCUUUUCGUACACAUUUGACAUCUAUUUGA
Messenger RNA from Closterium sp. NIES-65, 627 nucleotides. NCBI's taxonomy places the organism in Eukaryota, Viridiplantae, Streptophyta, Zygnematophyceae, Desmidiales, Closteriaceae. The record is from the annotation of a GenBank genome assembly.